Molecule: messenger RNA, 823 nt
Organism: Salvia splendens (bonfire salvia)
Lineage: Eukaryota; Viridiplantae; Streptophyta; Magnoliopsida; Lamiales; Lamiaceae
Exons: 2
Coding region: 46-417 (123 amino acids)
Source: RefSeq, a predicted model, not a curated record
UUCCCUUUCCUCCUUCACCACUAAAUCCCUAAAUCUCUCCACAAAAUGGAACGGCCCCCCCUUUUCUCCUCACUUCUGCUUCUGCAACUUCCAGCACCGCCGUCGCUGCAGCGAGCACGGCGACGCACCGCCACCACCGUGCGCAGCCACUGCCGCCGCCGCCAUCUCCAGAUCUCCCUCUCGUUCAGGUCAGCCGCCGCCGCCCCGAGGCCGCUGUCACCUCGCUCAGCCCCAGCCACCGUCGCCUUCCCCUUCGUGCGCGUCGCUGCCGCCGUUGUGCAUGCACAAGCGGCGGCUCUAGCAUCUCCCCUACACCGUUACUACACCACCGGCAGCCUCCCCAACACUGCUACGGCUACUGACUCCCCUCUCCGACAACACCACAACCACCAUUUACUUUCUCCCGACAAUGGGUGAAAGUUACAAUUUUGAUGGUUGAUUUGGGGGUAUGACACUGUUUUCAUCGACGACGGAGUGCCGGAAAUCCGGCAGAUUCAACCUCUAAGAUAAGUCUCACUAACUGCCCUAUGUUAGUUCUCCUAUUUCAAUAGCUUGGGGAAAUAUUGGUUUUAGCAUGCUACUUGUAAGUUUUGGUGAAACUCGGAGCAUUUGUUGUGUUAUUGUGAGUUCUUGAUGUAAUAUGUGAUACGGUUGUGCCUAGCAUGUGUGUUCCUAUAUUUCAUAUCUAGUGUGAAUGGAUGUAUAUGCAUAAAGAAAAUGAAAGGAGGCUUGGGGUUACCUUUUUGAUAUGGAAACAAAGUGUCGUUGGAUUGUAAUUUGCAGUGCUUGACCCUACAAUUUUGUGCAAAUAUCCCUUCUUGGA